Molecule: messenger RNA, 1599 nt
Organism: Nyctereutes procyonoides (raccoon dog)
Lineage: Eukaryota; Metazoa; Chordata; Mammalia; Carnivora; Canidae
Gene: VTN
Product: vitronectin
Exons: 8
Coding region: 103-1515 (470 amino acids)
Biological process (GO): immune response; cell adhesion mediated by integrin; cell-matrix adhesion
Molecular function (GO): scavenger receptor activity; polysaccharide binding; extracellular matrix binding
Source: RefSeq, a predicted model, not a curated record
GGCUCCCUCCCUCCCUGUCCCCACCUCUUCCCUCCCUUCCUCAGGCAUCACAGUGGAGACUGCAUAGAGCCCAGUUCAGGGCUAGAAGCUAGCAGCCCUACCAUGGCAUUCCCCAGGCCCCUGCUGGUGCUAGCCCUGCUGGCAUGGGUUGUUCUGGCUGACCAAGAAUCAUGCAAGGGCCGCUGCACAGAGGGCUUCAAUGCUGACAGGAAGUGUCAGUGCGACGAGCUCUGCUCUUACUACCAGAGCUGCUGCGAGGACUACGUGGUCGAGUGCAAACCCCAAGUGACUCGCGGGGAUGUAUUCGCUCUGCCAGAAGAUGAGUAUGGGGUCGUUGACUAUCAUGAGGGGACCAGAGAACAGAGCGUCCUCACACAGCUGGAGAGUACCACCCUGAGCCCUGGCCUGCAGGCCCACUCUGAAAAGCGUCCUGCCCAGGUACCUAUUCCGAUCCCUGAGGAAGAGGCUCCAGGACCCGGGCAGGGGACCUUAGUGUUUGAGGCCCCUGAUCAAGACAUCUCUGAGUCCGCAGCAGAGGAGGAGCUAUGUAGUGGGAAACCCUUUGACGCCUUCACUGACCUCAAGAAUGGCUCCCUCUUCGCCUUCCGAGGGCAGUACUGUUAUGAGCUGGAUGAAAAGGCAGUGAGACCUGGGUACCCCAAGCUUAUCCGAGAUGUCUGGGGCAUUGAGGGCCCCAUUGAUGCAGCCUUCACCCGCAUCAACUGUCAGGGGAAGACCUAUCUCUUCAAGGGUAGUCAGUACUGGCGCUUCGAGGAUGGUGUUCUGGACCCAGAUUACCCCCACAACAUCUCUGAAGGCUUCAAGGGCAUUCCGGACAACGUGGACGCAGCCUUUGCUCUCCCUGCUCGCAGCUACAGUGGCCGGGAGCGGGUCUACUUCUUCAAGGGGAGACAAUACUGGGAGUAUGAGUUCCAGCAGCAGCCCAGUCAGGAGGAGUGUGAAGGCAGCUCCCUGUCCACCGUGUUUGAACACUUUGCCCUGCUGCAGAGGGACAGCUGGGAGACCUUCUUUGAGCUUCUCUUCUGGAACAGACCCUCUGGUGGUGCUGGAGAGCCUGGGUUCAUCAGCCAGGACUGGCCUGGUUUGCCUAGGCAGGUGGACGCGGCCAUGGCUGGCCGCAUCUACAUCUCAGGGUCGGCACCCCGAUCCUGGGUCAAGAAGCUGAAUCCUAAGCGGCGCAACCGUAAACGCUACCGUUCACGCCGUAACCGUGGUCGAGGCCGUAGCCGGACCUCCCAGCGGCAAUCCCGCUCAGCCUGGCUGUCCUGGUUCUCCAGUGAGGAGAGUGGCCUAGGCACCUACAACUAUGAUGACUACGACAUGGACUGGCUUGUGCCGGCCACCUGUGAGCCCAUCCAAAGUGUUUACUUCUUCUCAGAAGACAAGUACUACCGAGUCAACCUUCGCACACGGCAAGUGGACGCUGUGAGCCCUCCUUACCCACGCUCCAUCGCCCAGUACUGGCUAGGCUGCUCAGCCCCCAGCCACCAGUAGGAAUCUGAGCCUACACAGCUGAUCCCUCCACUGCUUCCUCCUCAACCUCUCUCUCCCAGCCCAAUAAAGAUCCUAUGCCCCUGA